Molecule: messenger RNA, 3810 nt
Organism: Ruditapes philippinarum (Manila clam)
Lineage: Eukaryota; Metazoa; Mollusca; Bivalvia; Venerida; Veneridae
Product: ATP-binding cassette sub-family C member 4-like
Exons: 8
Coding region: 109-1380 (423 amino acids)
Biological process (GO): transmembrane transport
Cellular component (GO): membrane
Molecular function (GO): ATP hydrolysis activity; ATP binding; ABC-type transporter activity
Source: RefSeq, a predicted model, not a curated record
UGGUACACUUAAUAAUGAUAUAUUUUAGCUUUAAGCCCCGUAAAAGGUCAUGCUACUUCUUCACAAGAUGGAGUCUACACAAUUCGGGCAUGUCAAGCAGAAAGAAACAUGAUUGAUCUGUAUGAUAGAUUCCAAGAUGAACAUACCAAGGCCACAUCACUUUCUCUGACAUCUGAAUGCUGGUUUGCAAUAAGACUUGACCUUCUUUGUGCCAUUUUUGUAAUCGCAGUAUCAUUCUUAUGUUUUGCGCAGAGUGAUGGACUGAAUGCUGGUUAUGUGGGUCUUUCUGUUACAUAUGCUAUGUCUUUAAUGGCUUUAUUUCAAUGGUGUGUGCGACAGAGUGCAAAUGUAGCGAACCAGAUGGUUUCGGUUGAAAGCAUUUUAGAAUACAUUAAACUUACGCCUGAAUGUACCACUGGGAAAGCUCUUCCUCCUGAAUGGCCAAAGAAUGGUGUAAUAUCAUUUGUACGGGCAAGUCUCAAAUAUCCCGGAACCGAACAGCCCGUUUUUAAAGACUUAAAUUUCACCAUCACAGAAAAGGAAAAGGUAGGAAUUGUUGGCAGAACCGGAGCCGGCAAAAGUUCUUUGAUCACAAUGUUAUUCCGCUUAGUAGAAUCAGAAGGUCAGAUUUUGAUAGACGAUAAGGACAUUAGAGAAAUAGAGCUUCAUACAUUGAGACAGCAGAUUGCCAUUGUCCCACAGGAUCCUGUUCUGUUCACGGGAUCGUUGAGGAGAAAUAUAGAUCCAUUUAGACGUUAUCAAGAUGAGGAGAUUUGGAAUGCACUUAACGAGGUGCAGCUGAAAGAAGAGAUUGAACAGUUAAAGGAACAUCUGGAUUUUAAAGUUGCUGAAGGUGGUAGUAAUUUUAGUGUUGGACAACGCCAGCUCAUUUGCCUAUCACGAGUUCUUUUGCUGAAUAGGAAAAUAGUCAUUAUUGAUGAAGCUACAGCCUAUGUUGAUUACCAGACGGAUGCUAAAAUUCAAAGUGUGAUUAAACAGAAAUUUAAAAACAGUACAGUUCUUACUAUUGCUCAUAGAUUGCAAACAGUUAUGGAUUUAAACAGAAUUUUGGUUCUUGAGGAAGGACAGGGUACAUUUGGUGAACCUUACCUGCUUCUCCAGGACAAAGAUUGUAGUUUACUGAAGAUGGUUGAGGAAACUGGAAAAAUGAUGGCAUCGAGUCUUAAGAAAAUUGCUAAGGAAGCAUAUGAGAGACAACACGAACGUCUGCCUAUAUCAGAUGGUUUUGAUAAUGUUAAUGCGGAAAGCGUCUUGUAUAAACGUACGCAUCGGGAAUGCAAUAUCACUGUCAUAAAUGAGGAAGCCAACAAAAAAAACGAAGUUCUUGAAAUAAAAAAAGUUCAAGAUGUUACUGAUUAAAUGAACACUGUGGAGUGUCUUACAACUACAGGGCUGUUUCAGAUAUUUAAGACUUAGUUUAGAUUAGCAAAUAUAUAUAGACAUUAUUAAUGAAAUUUUAUUGUUGACAUGUUUGAAUGCUAACAAAGGUUUUCAAAUAAAUUUAAUGUAGAUUAUGUCAUGCAAUAAAAAACACAUAUAAUGUAAAGAUGUUUGAUUCAAAAUCUGUGAAGCCUGUGCAUUUUCAACAAUUGACACAUUAUUUAAUAUGAUAGAAUUUGCACUAUUUGAAAUAAAUGUAAUGAGCAUUACGAUGAUUGUUGAAUCAAAAGUAUAUGCGAACAUUUCAGUAUUUAAUGGUUUACGUAAUACAUCUUAAGUUUAAGAUACUGAAGAUUUUGUCUGCCUUUCCUUUUUCCUUCUUCGUAUCUGUUUCAUAUAUGCUACAGGAAAAUAAGUUAAAUGACAUUUUUAAUCAUUAUUAAAAUAGGUUUAUGUUCAUCAAUUGAAACAUACUAAAGCCUAAAAUAUGAAGACUCUAUCUCAUAUCAUUCCAUAGAUGAGACAAUUCUCAAAAGUAUUUUAUAUUGUCUUAAACACAAUUCUUAGAACGUCACGCAAACAUUAACAUGUCAUAGUUUCAGUAUUUCUAUGUGUAAAAUUAAAGAGAUUUUACCUUUACUUCAGUCGGAAAAUAUGUUUUUAAAGUGUCAUGUAAUAACAAGCAAGUAAUAAUUCAUAUUUGCCGUUUGUAAGAAUCUAAGACGACCGACAAAAAAGUGCAAUAUUCCUUUUAUUCACGCGUUGUAAUCUUCGGGUAUAUAAUUCAACAUUAUGAACAAAAUCAUAUAACCCUUUUGGAGCAAAUGCAUUGUUUAACAAUUACAAUUUCCUGCUUUGAUAUUUAACAAUUCAUACGCUUGCAUUUUCAGCAUUUUGAUAGUUAUUUACAGGAUUAUUGCUUGAUAUCAGACAGUUUUAAGCAUUGUUCAUUAAUAUGAAAAUAAUUAAUAUUUAAAGGCAUUAGCUUAACACUUGAGAACAUGUGGAAUUUUGUUUGUAACCGGAAAUCAAUAACACUGUUUUCAAUGUAUGCAAUGUAUAUAUUUAACAAGGAAACACUAAAUUAAUAAUUAUCGGACUUAUGUACUUGUGUGUCUUAGAGAGUGUAUAGUAAUGAUAGUUUUAACUAAGUGAUUAAAAUCCUUUUUUAGUAAAUUUGUUGUUUCACAUUUCAUUUAUUUUUGAAUAAUACGAAUAUAAUAAUGAUUUAUAAAUUUGUCUAGAUUAAAAGUUAACAUUUUGAUAUAGAACACGAACAAAUAUUACAGACUGUCUAAAGUUUCAUACGAGUAGGAGAUAUUAACAAUACCAUUGUUUUAUUUAAAUACAGACCGUCAAUGCAAAUAGGACUAUACAUACAUAUUUAUAAGAUAGUUCAAUCGUAAGGAGUGGUAAGAGCUUAUUAUAUAUAAUAAAACAACUUUUAUUUCAUGGAAAUGACUUUUCCUGUAUCAAAAGAAGACACAAAACAUGGAUUGUAGACUUUAAACCUACAAUACAUAUACUUAGGGUAAGAAACACACAUUUUAAUGAUCAAGAUUCCCACUUAAGUUAUUUGGUUAUACCUUAGCGUUUUAAAAAAGCACAAGUUAAUGACUGAGUAACACACAAUACAACUGUAAUAAGGGACACUUUGACGUUAACUGUGCUAUGAUCCAAAAUAACAUAAUAAUACACUUUGCAAAAAGCCAGUUAAUAACAAAUAAACUCAAUGUGUAUUGAACAAUUGAGUAAUACUGAACGACUAAUUUGCUUUUUAAAUCAAAUAGAAAAGAAAAAAAUACGAAUAAGCCCUAGGAACGUAUUUUUGGAAACUUAAGGAUUCCAAUAUUAUCCAGGUAAAGAAAAACACUAUCUCAAACAAACAAAAAAUAUCCUAUCUGCUUUAGAUAAUAAAUAGUGUGAGUUGUAAUAUGAUAUUGUGAAAUGACAGAAGCAAAUAUAUCAAAAUGGACCUUUGAUAGUCUUAAUUAAGAUUUUUAGAUGAUAAUCAGAACGGAAUAGAACAGAACAGAGUUUUUUUUAUUUCCUCCAAAGGUUCAUGGCAAAAAAAGCAUAGGGGCAUACUAUAUCCAGAAACAAUAUGAUUAACACACUUCCGAUAGCACUGUAUCUGCCAGUCGAUGAAUAGUGUUCCGAUUUAAAAUAGCGUGAUGGUUCAAUGACAUUUAAUGAUAAAGAUGUUUAAUGGGGUGGGGGAGCAUUCAACUAAGAUUUAAUACGCACAGUAUUCAUCUGAUGAUAUAGUUUUAUGAUAUACAAAUACAAGGAAAAGUAUCAAUGUUAUUGCUAUAUUAUUAGAAAACAACAACAAACAAUUAAAGUAAAAGUUUAUAUCAUAUGAUUUUGAAAUCAUCACGAUGUUAUUGUACAUGUAUGUAAACAAUA